Centruroides sculpturatus (bark scorpion) is the source of this 2012-nucleotide messenger RNA. RefSeq names its product glutamate receptor ionotropic, kainate 2-like. The transcript has 9 exons. The record is from RefSeq and is a predicted model, not a curated record. NCBI's taxonomy places the organism in Eukaryota, Metazoa, Arthropoda, Arachnida, Scorpiones, Buthidae. The coding region runs from base 156 to 1451 and encodes 431 amino acids. Gene Ontology annotation, molecular function: glutamate-gated receptor activity. Gene Ontology annotation, cellular component: membrane.
UUUAUCUCUUACAUUGCUUGUACAUGUAUUUCAUAGGCGUUCAUUCUUUAUUUAAACACAAUGAAUAUAAAUAUUGGAAUGACAAAGAUUAUACAUCUACCUUAUUUCUAAUAUUCUAACAAUAGCAUUCAGUUAAAAAUUAUAACGACUUGAAAAUGUUUAAUACUGACUACUUCAUAAGAUUUGCUUUGUUUAUUAUAAUUGUAUGGGAAGUAUGCGGUAAUUUAAACGAGAGCGUGUGGAAGAUAUCAGGACUGGGCAUUCCAGGUUUUUUACGUUAUGAUUCAUCUAAAAACAUUAUUACUGGAGGUGAAUUAUUUAAGACGUUUUGUGUAAUACAAGAAAAAUUGCAAUUUAAAUACGAAUUAGUGACUCCAAUUCCAAAAAGUUUUGGAAGAGAACAAAACGGAAAAUGGAACGGUAUGAUCGGACAACUUUCUAAUAGAGAAGCUGACAUUGCCUUUGUUCCUGUAUUUAUUACGUACGAACGUUUUAUGGUUGUCGAUUACUCGUCACACGUAAGUUUUUCCCAUAUGAGCUUCUUAGUAAGGACUCCACAAGAGAAACCAAAUUGGACUUCACUUAUAAAACCAUAUUCUAAAGAAAUGUGGUUAGCUAUUUUCUUAUCAUUAGUUGUUUUUACUAUUAUAUUUUAUUGGAUCAUAAAAAUGGAUUUUAAGUUAUCAGAAAACAAUAAAAUAUGGCCAAAAUCAAAAGUGUUUUGGCUUCUUUUUGGAUCUCUCACACUUAAAGGGGCUGAAAUAAAUUCACUAAGAAAAUUACCGUCCAGAUUAAUAAUCGGGAUUUGGUGGUUAUGUAUUGUAGUUCUUGUAUCAAGUUACAGCGGUACUUUAAUGUCGUUUUUGAUGUGUCCGUUUCUUGAAAAUGUACCAAAUGAUUUUGAUGAACUGGCAACGGCAGUUACAAAAGGAGAGUAUUCUUGUGCUAUUCCGAAUAAUCAAGCAAUGAUAAAAAUAUUCAUGGAAAGUAAAUCAAGAGGUGGAAGAAUUUUGGCAGAAAACAUUAACAGAACGAAAGGCUAUUUAGUACAAGAUGCUUUCGAAAAGGUUUUAAAGGGAAAAUUUGUUUAUAUAGGCAAUGAAUAUGCAUACAAAAAGCUUCCUCAAUAUGGAGUUGAUAAUUUCAUUUUAUCAGAAGAUUCUCUAGUUACUUUUACCAUGGCGUAUGCUAUAAGAAGAGGAUUUCGCUACAAAAAGGAAUUCAGCGAAGUAGUAUCUCAUAUUUUUGAAUCCGGAAUUAUUCAGCAUUUGGAGAAAACUACUCAUCAUCGACGUAAGAAAGAAUCUGCAAAUAUUCGUUCUUUACAUAUGGAAGAUUUGUUCAGUCCUCUUUUAUUAUUAUUACUUGGAUAUGUAUUGAGUUUACUAUGCUUUAUUGUAGAAAUGUUUAUAGGAAGAAAUAACAAAAGAAAUAUUCGUUCUAAUUUGUAAAAUUUCAAAAUGCAUUGUAAUACUGCAAAAAUAUUUAAAGUACAUUUAUUUUCAAGUUUUAAUAUGUUAAGCUACCGUAUUACGUAGAAUAUAUAAAUACAUAUUUGUUCUUGUAGGAUUUAAUAUAAAUCAAAAUUAAUUUUUAAAAUCUAUUAUUAAUUGUUAUAAUUAAAGACGAAUCACAUCACUAAAAAUUAUUGUGUGAUAUCUCAUAUUGAAAUUAUAAUUUAAUUUAAUGUAUGUAAUUUUAAUUAAUGAGAUUUACAUAAUAGUAAAAAGUAAAAAAUUGUAAAAUUAGAUUUGUUAGAAUUUAUAUAUAAAAUUUUUCUUAAUGCAGCCCAGGGAUGGCUAAUUUUACAGACUUAUCACACCUUGUGUGAUAAGUGAUGAAGAGGAGUUAGAGAUCAAGUGGAAAAGUAUAUGCUUUAUUGAUAUCGAAAAUGCAUUUCGAAUUUAUAGUCCUUCAUCAGUCCAAUCACCAAGCCUAGAUUACUAUACUAUUAAAAAUCAUAAAAGUAUUUUAUAAUCACAAUAAUAUUUUUAAUUAUUUUUACUAAACAU